Molecule: messenger RNA, 2676 nt
Organism: Cervus elaphus (red deer)
Lineage: Eukaryota; Metazoa; Chordata; Mammalia; Artiodactyla; Cervidae
Gene: SLC5A5
Product: solute carrier family 5 member 5
Exons: 15
Coding region: 600-2528 (642 amino acids)
Biological process (GO): thyroid hormone generation; sodium ion transport; iodide transmembrane transport
Cellular component (GO): membrane
Molecular function (GO): sodium:iodide symporter activity
Source: RefSeq, a predicted model, not a curated record
UUAUGGUCAGCGGAAAGUACCCCACAAAGCAGGGAGGAAGGGGGCAUUUGGGAGCCUCCCCCCUACCCCCCGGCAGCCACCUAAGUGUCCUGUCCUGGCCCAUCUGACGGAGUACAGGGCGGAAAGGGUGCGGGUCCUGCCCGCCCCAGCUCUGGGGGCGGAGUCUCGCUGACCAGGAGCCCAAUAAAUCCGCGGGCCGCCGCCGCCGGGAGCUGUCCCCUUAGGCCCCACCGCGCCCUCCUGCUGUCAGCCCUGAGCACAGCUCCCAAGGAGGCGGCCAGACGUCCGCGCGGGGGACUUGCCGCUUGCACCGGGCGCCUGGACGGAGCGAGCGGCCAGGCGGACGGACAAACAGACGCGAAGACGAAGAGGGGUGACAGGGGGGCAGACGACCUGCAGCGAGGAGCCAGAGAUUUCUCGCCCAGGGAGCCCCGGGCCGCCGGGGACCACAGGGGACAGGCGCGCGGUGUCGCUGCCGCCGCUGAGCAUCCUACCUGCGCGCUGUCUUGCCUCCUCGGCCGCUGCCAACUUCCCUCAGCCGAGACACGCCGGGUGGCUGGAAGGGGCUGAGAACGCGCCUGUCCCCUCCCGCGCACCUCAUGGCCGCCGUCGAGGCAAAGGAGCGGGCCACGUUCGGAGCCUGGGACUACGGGGUCUUCGCCCUUAUGCUGCUGGUGUCCACCGGCAUCGGGCUGUGGGUCGGGGUAGCGCGAGGCGGGCAGCGCAGCGCCGAGGACUUCUUCACCGGGGGUCGGCGCCUGUCCGCCCUGCCGGUGGGCCUCUCGCUGGCCGCCAGCUUCAUGUCGGCGGUCCAGGUGCUGGGGGUGCCCGCCGAGGCCUACCGCUAUGGCCUCAAGUUCCUCUGGAUGUGCCUGGGACAGCUGCUCAACUCUCUGCUCACUGCCCUGCUCUUCCUGCCGGUCUUCUACCGCCUGGGCCUCACCAGCACCUACGAGUACCUGGAGAUGCGCUUCAGCCGCGCUGUGCGGCUCUGCGGGACUCUGCAGUACCUCGUGGCUACAAUGCUCUACACCGGCAUAGUGAUCUACGCCCCCGCGCUCAUCCUGAACCAAGUGACAGGGCUGGACAUCUGGGCGUCGCUCCUGUCUACCGGAAUCAUCUGCACCUUCUACACCACUGUGGGCGGCAUGAAGGCUGUGAUCUGGACGGACGUAUUUCAGGUCCUAGUGAUGCUGAGUGGUUUCUGGGUUGUCCUGGCUCGUGGAGCUGUGCUUGUGGGUGGACCUGGGCAAGUACUCGAGCUUGCCAAGAACCACUCCCGGAUCAACCUGAUGGACUUUGACCUGGACCCGAGGAGCCGCUACACGUUCUGGACUUUUGUCGUGGGCGGCACGUUGGUGUGGCUCUCCAUGUACGGGGUGAACCAAGCCCAGGUGCAGCGCUACGUGGCCUGUCGCACAGAGAGGCAAGCCAAGCUGGCUGUGCUCGUCAACCAGCUGGGCCUGUUCCUGAUCGUGUCCAGCGCUGCUGCCUGUGGCGUCGUCAUGUUCACGUUCUACCUUGACUGUGACCCUCUCCUGGCGGGGCGUAUCUCUGCCCCAGACCAGUACAUGCCCCUGCUGGUGCUGGACAUCUUUGAAGACCUGCCUGGAGUCCCCGGGCUCUUUCUGGCCUGUGCCUACAGUGGGACCCUCAGCACCGCAUCCACCAGCAUCAAUGCCAUGGCUGCCGUCACUGUAGAGGACCUCAUCAAACCUCGGCUGCCGAGCCUGGCCCCUCGGAGACUGGUCAUCAUCUCCAAGGGGCUCUCACUCAUCUACGGCUCAGCUUGUCUCACCGUGGCGGCUCUGUCGUCUCUGCUGGGGGGCGGUGUCCUCCAGGGCUCCUUCACUGUCAUGGGGGUCAUCAGCGGCCCCCUCCUCGGAGCCUUCAUCCUGGGGAUGUUCGUCCCCACCAGCAACACACCGGGCGUCCUGUCGGGGCUGGCAGUGGGCUUGGCGCUGUCGCUGUGGGUGGCCGUGGGUGCCACUCUGUACCCGCCUAGCGCGCAGUCCAUGGGGGUCCUUCCGUCAUCAGCUGCCGGCUGUGCUGUGCCCUCAGCCAACGCCUCUGGUCUCCUGGACCCUCUUCUCACCGCCAACGCCUCGGGCAGGGUCUCCAGCCUGGAAAUGGACCCUGAUCAGCAGACCUUAGCUGACAACUUCUACGCCAUUUCCUAUCUCUAUUAUGGUGCCUUGGGCACACUGUGCACUGUGCUAUGUGGAGCCCUUGUCAGCUGCCUGACGGGCCCCACCAAGCGCGGUGCCCUGGGUCCCGGUCUGCUCUGGUGGGACCUCAUGCGGCAGACAGCAUCAGUGGCCCCCAAGGAAGAGGUGGCCGCCCUGGAUGACAGUUUGAUGAAGGGUGCUGAGGAGUUGCCCCCUGGAGCCAAGAGGCCUCCUGACUUUCUGCCCACUGAUGAGGACCAUCUGCUCUACCUGGGUCAGAAGGAGGUGAAUGGAGCUUGUUCCAGGACACCCGGCAGUGAACACAACAAAGGUCUUGACCUGCAGGAGACAGACCUCUGAACCAGCUGGGGGCUGACCACCUGGGAUGGGACCUCAGGGGGGCCCAUCCUAGGCCACGGGCCAAUGGCCUUGGGCUCUGAUUGGUUAGGUCACAUCAUAUGCAAAUAAACCUGGAGCUGCACAACCCCGCCCUAUGGGAAGAGGUGAA